GUCAUCUCUUGGCUUGAAUGCACAUGAGUUCUCGAAGAAACUUGGAACUGUGGAGAGCAAAGAGAACCCAAAGCUGUUUGUCGGAAGACAAGGAAAUGGCAGCAGAGACUCAGACGCUCAACUUUGGACCUGAAUGGCUUCGUGCAUUGUCCAGCGGUGGAAGCAUUGCAUCCCCACCUCCUUCACCUGCAUUGCCAAAAUACAAAUUAGCAGAUUAUCGAUAUGGAAGAGAGGAAAUGCUAGCACUUUAUAUGAAAGAUAACAAGGUUCCUGAAGAGUUGUCGGACAAAGAAUUUCUGGCUGUCUUACAAGAUGAGCCACUUCUGCCUUUAGCACUUGUACCUCUUACAGAGGAAGAGCAGAGAAAUUUUUCUAUGUCCGUGAACAGCUCUGCAGUGAUGAGGUUGAUGGGGCGGGGAGGAGGAGCCCCAUCAGCAGGGGUUGUCAGAGGCCGAGGCAGUGCAAGAGGCCGAGGUCGAGGAAGAGGUGAAAGUGGUUACUACCAAAGAAGUUUCGAAGAUGGUGAAGGGGGGUUUGGCCGUGGAGCACGUGAAAUGCUGCGAAGUCAAAGCUGGGAAGAAAGGUAUGUUGCAGCAG
Molecule: messenger RNA, 597 nt
Organism: Rhincodon typus (whale shark)
Lineage: Eukaryota; Metazoa; Chordata; Chondrichthyes; Orectolobiformes; Rhincodontidae
Product: GRB10-interacting GYF protein 1-like
Exons: 6
Source: RefSeq, a predicted model, not a curated record